This is a messenger RNA of Xyrauchen texanus (razorback sucker), 3136 nucleotides long. RefSeq names its product zinc finger protein 184-like. Lineage: Eukaryota; Metazoa; Chordata; Actinopteri; Cypriniformes; Catostomidae. The record is from RefSeq and is a predicted model, not a curated record. Gene Ontology annotation, molecular function: RNA polymerase II cis-regulatory region sequence-specific DNA binding; DNA-binding transcription activator activity, RNA polymerase II-specific. The transcript has 4 exons. Gene Ontology annotation, biological process: regulation of transcription by RNA polymerase II. Bases 242 to 1639 code for a protein of 465 amino acids. Gene Ontology annotation, cellular component: nucleus.
UGUUGACAGUUUGAGCUCUGUUCGGUGCGUGUUUAUAUUUAUUUAAUGUUUAUUUUUCUGUGUGUCGCAGGAUAGGCAGUCCCCCAAUGGUUUGUCUGCAUAUUGCUUCCACCUGACCCACUAGUAAUUAGUCUGAACUAGUAGGUGAUAAAACUCUUGAAAUACACUUCUGUGCUCUUACCUGUUCUCUUUUUGGAGUCGUGCAGUCUGAGUCUUGUCUCAUACAUUGCAGUGCACAGAGAUGUUCAUCAUGAGAGAGCAGGUGGAUGUGAUCUGCUGUAAAUCAGUAGGAACUGAUCUGUCCAUGCUGGAUAUUGAUGAUUUCAUCACAGAAAUCUCUCAGCUGAAGAACGAGGUGACGUCACUGAACGCAAAGCUGAAGGAGAGAGAUGACAGGUUACAGGAGCUGGAAAAGGUUUCCUGUCAAUCUUCAGUGUGUGUGACUGAUGGGACCUCCACAGAAUGUCAGGAUUCAGUGUGGAGUGGCAGAGAUCAGUCCACACCACAGCAGCUGCUGGACAAACUCUCUGAACAGAGAUCCAGAGACACACAGGACUCACAGCUCACUUUACUCUGUUCUACUGAUGCUCAGGAGAGUGUGUGUGACAGUAAUCAGGGUGAUCAAACCUCCACAGAGUUUCUGACUUCUGUCUGUAACGCUGGAGAACAGCAGAUGCUGCAGACUCCAGUGAAGAUUGAAGUGAAGCAGAAGAAGAUAAAAGAAGAGGAACACAGUGAUGAAGAUGAUGAUGAACAGCAGAUGCUGCAGAAACCAGUGAAGAUUGAAGUGAAACUGCUGGACUGCAGGAACUUUAUGAAGAUGGCAGGAGAAACCACAACAGAGGAACAACAAAGAUAUGAAGAUGAUUUUAUUCCUUCUGAGCUGAUGGAAAUGAAAGAGGAACAUCUGAAUGAAGAGGAGGAGAAACUUAAGUUUCAGAAACAUCAUGGUUUCACAACUGGAGAAAAAUCUUUGAGUGGUUCAAAGGCUAAAAAGAAUUUCUCAUCAAAAAAGCCUCGAAGAGCAGCUAAAAAUACAUUCACCUGCUCUCAAUGUGGAAAGAGUUUCAGAUAUAAAAGUGAUCUUAUUAAACACAUGAGAGUUCACACAGGAGAGAGACCUUACACGUGCCAUGAGUGUGGGAAAAGAUUCACUGUUAAAGCACACCUUAAUAGACACAUCAGAGUUCACACUGAAGAUAAGCCUUACACGUGCCAUCAAUGUGGAAAUAGUUUUAAAUAUAAAGACUCUCUUAAUGUGCACAUGAGAGUUCACACAGGAGAGAGGCCAUACAAGUGCCAUCAGUGUGAGAAAUGUUUUGCAUAUGCACACCAUCUCAAGUAUCACCUCCGCUGUCACUCUGGAGAAAGACCAUUUAAAUGUGAUCAGUGCGGUAAAACAUUUGUUUUGAAUUCAGUCCUAAAAGAACAUCUGAAAACUCACACUAAUGAGAAGCCUUACAAGUGUUCUUCUUGUGGAAAUAAUUUUGCAUGCCUGUUCUAUUUUAAAGAGCAUCAGAAAAUACAUACCGGUGUUGGGGCUCAUAUGUGCUUUGAAUGUGAGAAGACCUUUACUACAGCUGGCAACUUGAAAAAGCACCAAAGAAUUCAUACUGGAGAAAAACCUUUGAAGUGCUAACAAUGUGAAAAGACUUUUCACGUUGUUAUAAAACCUGAAAAUACUCGAGAGAAUUCAUACAGGAGAAAAACCAUACCAUUGGAUCUUCUUGUGGGAAGAGUUUCAAACAAUCAGAUAAUCUACAUAGACAUGUAAAAAAGUAUUGCCCAAGGAUUUACAGUGAGCAAAAAUCUGAUUUGGAAAAUCUUGCUGUAAUAUGCCGAUCAAUCACUGCCAUAGAGACUAAGUUCUCUGAGGUGGUUACGAGUGGGGGAUGUUGAGAAACAGAUAGAUUAUCUGGAGUCAUCGGAGAGGGAAGUGGCAGCUAAUCCGUAGUGACCAAGGUGGAUUUGGAGCAUGUCUGGGAGAAAUUGGAGGACAUGGAGAACCGUAGCUAAUGUCCGAAUCGUCAGAAUUUCUGAAGCCAAAGAGGGUCAGGUUAUGGUGAAAUUCCUGGAUGGGCUCUUUCUGUAUCUGCUAGACAUAACAGACCAUGAGCUGGAAAUCGAGCAAGCUCACAGGGUUCCGGCUCCGGAGAUCAUUUGAGAACAUUUUUUGUUAUGCGAGGAGUAUAGGAAGGCUUUUCUGGAAGAACCACAGCAUUUUCUUGUUCCCAGACUUUGCGAAUUCGACGAGAGAAAUGUGAUUGAUUCAAGGAAUAUAACAAACUCUAACAUAAACGGAAGUUCGCAUUUGCACUGAUGUUCCCGGCCAAAUUGAGAAUAGAUGCUAUGGAUGGCCGUAAAAUAUUCACAUGUCCCCAGCAAGCGAUUUCCUUCAAAAGGUCAAUAGAGUGAGUUAUUUUGUGGUACUCUCGUUGUAGCCGAAUGGACUGACUCGCUGAACAUUCACUUGACUCUUUGAGGAAACUGAGUGCCUUUUUUGUUUAUUUUUGUGCUGUUCCGCCUAGAGGCUGGAGUUUGUUUUGUGGAUAUACACUCCUUAAGGACAGUUUUGUAUAUUAAUCUGCAAGUUCUUUGUGCUUAUGCCUCCUAUUGGCUGGAGUUUGUUUUGUGGAGUAUUUCUUGCAAGACAUUGGAGUGAUUAGGUCAUUUGUUGCACUCAUGUAGCAGCCGAAUGGGCUGGCUCAUUGAACAUUUGUGUGUCCGAGGAAACUGGGCACUUUUUUUUUUUUAGUGCUGGUUCUAGCGGAAAUAUUUUUGUGUAAUAACACACCUUAGGGACAUUUCUGUAAUAACACACCUUGGAGACAUUUAUGGGGAGGAAUCUACACAUUCUUUGUGUUUAUUCCACCUAAGAUAUAUCCACCUCCUCGCGAUGUCUCCAUCUUCUUAUUGACACCACCCAUGUUUUUGUUGGUGUGUUAAGAUCCAAGAAUUUUGGUUGAAGGUUCAGAGUUUUAUGUGUGACAUAUUGGGCACUCAAAUUUCAUUUUGCCCCAGACUCUGUAUCUUAGGCGAUGGGGCAGUCAUCAAUAUAGGGAAUAAACACAUAAAAUGUUGGGUCCUAACCAGUGUUAGCUUUGCUUUGUUUACUGUAUGAAUCAAUAAAAAAAUG